Oncorhynchus masou masou (cherry salmon) is the source of this 1053-nucleotide messenger RNA. It is a transcript of the gene ostc, whose product is annotated as oligosaccharyltransferase complex subunit. Gene Ontology annotation, cellular component: oligosaccharyltransferase complex. Lineage: Eukaryota; Metazoa; Chordata; Actinopteri; Salmoniformes; Salmonidae. The record is from RefSeq and is a predicted model, not a curated record. Bases 83 to 532 code for a protein of 149 amino acids. The transcript has 4 exons.
AGAUUUUCGGUACUUCCUGGACACGUCGCCGUAGCAGCCAGACAUCUGUUUACCUGAAGAGUAAAUUCGUAUUGAAUUAGAAAUGGAGACAUUAUACGGUGUACCUUUCGCAGUGUUGGAAUGUCCUAAUAUAAAACUCAAAAAGCCAUCAUGGCUGCACAUGCCGUCGGCUAUGACAGUCUACGCGAUCGUUAUUGUAUCGUACUUUCUCAUCACUGGAGGCAUCAUCUACGAUGUCAUUGUGGAACCACCUAGUGUGGGUUCAAUGACCGAUGAACAUGGGCACCAGCGGCCUGUUGCCUUUUUGGCAUACAGAGUGAAUGGCCAGUACAUCAUGGAAGGGUUGGCCUCCAGUUUCCUCUUCACCAUGGGAGGCUUGGGCUUCAUAAUCCUGGAUCGCUCGAAUGCCCCAAACAUCCCUAAACUCAACCGCUUCCUUCUGUUGUUCAUCGGUUUUGUCAGUGUCCUGCUCAGCUUCUUCAUGGCCAGAGUGUUCAUGAGAAUGAAACUGCCUGGGUACCUCAUGGGUUGAAGAUGGACACAACACAUUAUGAAGACAGAAUGGUGAAGGACUGCCAAAGAUUUAAGCUUCAGUUGAUUUAAGAUAGCCUAAAAUGUUAUGAUAAUACAGAUUUAAAUUGCAAAUAAAGAAUUGACAGUAACAUCUGUCCCUGGCAAUAAGCCUUUGACCAUGUUUGAGUGAUGUAUUAAAUGUCACAAUGUGCAUCUCAAUAGUCGAGGCUUCCUACCCUCGUCUCCUUUCCUUCCAAUAAAUGAUGCGAUGGAAUUCCUUUACAGGCUGUAUUGCUAACCUGUCUUCAGUUCAGUAAUGCAGAUGGCGAGAAUGUGGAGACAAAGCCACUAUAAGACCAUUGAGAUGCACCCAUUGGAAGGAGGGACACUUUCCUGAUUAAAUCUGAAUGAGCAGUAAAUUUGUGGGUGGUUGGGGUUAUUGAUAAGUAAUGUUUUGUAGACCAUUCUAUCUUCCUAAAUGCCUUCCAACAUGUCACUGUUGUGUGUAUUAGGAACUUAAAUAAAUGUUAUUUCCAGAAA